Pelobates fuscus (common spadefoot toad) is the source of this 2302-nucleotide messenger RNA. It is a transcript of the gene NUDT18, whose product is annotated as nudix hydrolase 18. The transcript has 4 exons. The coding region runs from base 20 to 937 and encodes 305 amino acids. The record is from RefSeq and is a predicted model, not a curated record. Gene Ontology annotation, molecular function: 8-oxo-GDP phosphatase activity; magnesium ion binding; 8-oxo-dGDP phosphatase activity. NCBI's taxonomy places the organism in Eukaryota, Metazoa, Chordata, Amphibia, Anura, Pelobatidae.
GGGUCUGGAGCUGGGAGGCAUGUCCUCCACCCUAGAAGAGGAGUUGAAGACCCUCAUGAAUGGAGGUGCCAUCCCAGUGCCUGAAACUUACGAUGUGUCUUCUGGUAACCCUCAGCCUCUGCGACUGAGACGUAAUGCUUGCUACAUUGUCAUGGGUGUGAUACUGAAUGAGCAGGAUGAAGUGUUAAUGAUGCAGGAGGCUAAAGCCGAGUGUUGGGGGAGUUGGUAUCUACCUGCUGGGAGGCUGGAGAAGGACGAAACGCUGGUAGAAGGACUAUGCCGGGAGGUGAAAGAGGAAACUGGCCUCCUUUGUGAGCCCCUCACCUUAUUAACUGUGGAGGAAAGGGGAACUGCUUGGAUUCGAUUUGUUUUUUUGGCUCAGCACACAGGAGGUUCUCUGAAGACUACACUCUUGUCAGACUCGGAGUCACUGCAGGCCAUGUGGUGGGACAUGUCCUCUGCUUUGCCUCUCCGCUGCAAAGACAUUCUUCCCCUCAUACAAUUGGGUCAGGCGUUCAGACUUCUCCCCUCACAUCCAUCUAUUCUGCCUGCACUUUUGCCUUCCCCCCAUCUUGCCAUGCGUCUGGUUUUACUGUGCCUUGGCUCCCAGGAGGAAAUGUGGAUCCUACAGAGCUUGACUGAGCCUCCUCAUCUUCCUGUCACUGGGAGUGGACCUUGUAGAGGGAGUAUUCUAACCUCCUUACGAAGCAUGUUAGAGGAGGACCCUCCCCAGUAUUGUGGCAUUUUAGGAAUUCAGCACCAAGGCGGGGAAGGUGCAGAUGGGGUGUGUUUUAAUAUAAUGGCAGGGCUCAAUGCCCCACAACCUCCUGUAAUGACAUCAAAGGCUCUCUCCUGGGUGCUAGUACAGGAUGGAGAACUGAAGGAUAAAAUGAAACACAUUCUGGAGAACAAAACGUUACUUCCAUUAUACACCUGAUUAUCACACACAGAGCUCUGCAUGUUUACAAUGAUUAUGCAAAAGAGAAAUGCUUGUAAUGCACAGAUAAUGCAAUCCAGACUCAUGCGGGUAUACAUAGCUUAAGACAUGUAUUUUCUUGUUAUAGAUAACAACUGAUGCUUUUAAGCAAUUAAUAUUAAGCCAGGCCUCAUUAGUUAAUGACUAAAAUUAGGCUUCUGUUGAUCACCCAGAGGUUUGCUUUGGGACUCAUGUAAGGAAAAUGAUAGCUGCUAAUUUAUUUUUAUAAACUAUAAUAUAGUGAAGGAACUGUUGUUAGCUGUUUAUAUAAUUGUUGCUACUAUCACCACACGUCAGGUCACUCCACACAACACAAAGUGUAAAAUGUAACAUACAAAUAUGUGUGAGAACACACAAUAUAGAAAACUAAUAUUGCCACCAAGUAAGAUAUGGAAUUAGCCUAAAAUACACAAUAAAACCAGACGAUAAUGCAGUAUAUUACAUCUUCUUAAAACAUAUGUAUAUUUUUAUUUACCCAACUCACAUGUUGUUGAGCCAACUAUAGUACGCUAAGACUAUUAAGGCUCCAAUUAGGUACUCCUUGGCAAUAAAAGCAAUCCCUAAUGUCAAGGAGUACCUGAUUGGAGCCCUAAACGUCUCAGUCUUCUCUAUUUGGCUCAGCAACAUGUGAGUUGGGUAAAUAAGAAUAUGCCAUAUACUACACUACGGUCUUUUUUUUAUUAUUGUGUAUUUCAGGCUAAAUCCACAUCUUACUUUCUGGUUAUAUUACAUUUAUAUAUUGUGUGCUCACUCAUAUUUUUAUGUUUGUUUCUGAUACUAAAAAAGGAUAUUUAUUUUCUAUAACAGUUGAAAAAAGAAGAAUAAGGAUGAAAAUGCUAUAUCAGUUUGCUGCUUAUGUUUGGCAAUCUAAAAGAGCCAGAUUCUGAAUCAUGCUCAUUAAAGGGAUACUCUUAAGAAUCAAAACCACUCGAUCUUAUCGUAGUGGUUUUGGUGUGUAGAUGCUGUCCCUUUUCUCAGACAAUGUUAUGAAAAACAUUUACAUUAAACACGUGUCGGAGAGGCACAAGAGACUCUUACAUCCUAUGUUUUUCAAAGGACUUCACACUCACCCUCAUCACACAGGUUGAUGCAGUUGCACACAGGUUAUGCUUCUCUCAUAGUGAAGCAUUGCAUUGAUGGAUCACUGUGAUUGGCACGCAUGUGCUGUAUGUCUUCAGUGCUUUUCUAUGUAAAGCGACUGAUUCUACAGAAGUCAUCUGCAGAGAAGAGACUGUCACAGGGCUGAAACAAAGGUAAGGUAUAGUGGCGCAGUAUUCUAAACUUUCAAAGAAACAAAAUCUCUUUUUUUUUUAAAUUACUGUUCAU